This is a messenger RNA of Nicrophorus vespilloides, 7896 nucleotides long. It is a transcript of the gene sev, whose product is annotated as proto-oncogene tyrosine-protein kinase ROS. The transcript is spliced from 19 exons. Gene Ontology annotation, molecular function: protein binding; transmembrane receptor protein tyrosine kinase activity; ATP binding. Gene Ontology annotation, biological process: cell surface receptor protein tyrosine kinase signaling pathway; multicellular organism development; regulation of TOR signaling. The record is from RefSeq and is a predicted model, not a curated record. The coding region runs from base 381 to 7649 and encodes 2422 amino acids. Lineage: Eukaryota; Metazoa; Arthropoda; Insecta; Coleoptera; Silphidae. Gene Ontology annotation, cellular component: signaling receptor complex; membrane.
GUUGCCAUUUUAAUUAGUCGGAAUUGUUACGCACUUCCGACAAGGGGGCUGCUCAACGCGCGCGUUACAGACGACCAAUCAGAGGUGCGGACGGAGCGAACGUCUGGUGGGGGAGAGCUCAUCAAUUGGAUGGAAUUUCAAAGCCAUUCAGAACGGUAUCGAAGAGUGCCGCGUUCGCGUCGUCGCCGAAUCUUGGAAACACGAACUAUCGAACAAGAGACGAGCGAAAAACAAUUGUUGUUGUUGUUGUCGCGGAGAGAUACGAUUUCAAAUUAGGAAAACAAAAGAAGAGAAACGAUGUCGUUAGGGGUGCGAAUCUAAAACAUUUGAAACAAACAAACAAACAAAAUUAAUUAAUUAAUUUUAAAACGAGCAAGAAAAUGAACGUUCCUCCUCAUCUUCUUCUGGUGGUGGUUGUUGUUGUUGUUAUUACUGUGGUUGUGCCUACUUCUUCUGCUCUUGCCAAUACUUCGCUGCAGGAUGAGGACGUCGAGGAUCAUUGCGUGCAGACAUGUCGCAUGCAGAACCACACGGAUGGACAUUGCGACGACGCUUGUGGAGGCACCGCUUUGUGCGAGGAAGGAUGCACGCUUUGGAGACCCGCUCUGGACGGUUCCUGUCAGUCUGUAUGCCAAAAUGGAAGUACCGAUGGAAUUCUCUCCUCGAAGGAAUUGUACUGCAUCAUCGGCUGCAACAACGCCGUGACUAGGUACUACUUCCAGUUGAGGUUCAGCUUGGGUACACCGCCGCCUCCAGCUCUCGUCGCCGACAGUUUAACAUCGACGAGUCUUCGCCUGGAAUGGAACUUUCCGAGGGCGCAGCAGGCCGGGCUCAAGUACUUCCUGCAGUGGCACUACGAGGAACACGCCGGCGACUGGCAGUACUGCAGGAAUCAGAGCUGGGGACCGCAGCAUACCGUCGCCGUGGACAACCUGCAGCCCUACACCAAGUACAGGUUCAGGGUGGCUCUGAUCCUUUCGAAUCUGACGGAACCGAUAGUGUCGCCGCCGAGCGUCGUCAUCAGCACCAGGCCUGGGGGUGUCCCGGCGUCGCCACCUUCGAUAGUGCGUGCGGUACCUGUCGAUUCUACACGCAUCAGCGUGAGCUGGGAACCCGGCCCCUUCCUGCACGGACCCCUCCUUUCCUAUGUGCUCAGAAUCACUGACAACCAACCCCAUGGUUAUUCCGCCCUCAAGGAUUUAUCCGCGGAGAACAAUUUCUACAUGCUGAGGAAUCUGAUGCCCGAGAAGAACUACACCAUUUCCAUAAGCAUGAGGAACGAAGUCGGGCCGGGACCUUCGGCGAAUGUUUCCAUAUCAACGCCAACAGAACCAAAAGCUGCAAAAGAUUCGGAGAAAUUGGUGCUCAUUCUCGGAGCCCAUCACGUCGUCAUCGAGCAGGGAACUCACAUGCUGGACGAGCCGAUCAUCCUGUACAACACCAACGAGUUCAUCACCGGUUUAGCCAUCUACGUCAGUAGGUGUCUUCUCUUCGUCGCCGAUUCCGCGCGAUACGUGCGGCGAAUGUCGCUGGGGAAUUACGCGACACAUUCGAACAUCGUUCCCAUUCUGUCCCCUUGGCAGAUCAACUUUAUUCCGUUGGAUUUGUCGAUGGAUUGGUUGAAUGAGCAUUUGUAUAUUCUCGGGGAGGUCACGCACCAGGCCAAGGUUUGGCAGAUCGCCAGGUGCGACAUAGACGGUGGAGGUUUGACUGUUGCCGUUGCUGGAUUAAGGGUGAAGCCGCACCAUAUCGAAGUUGAUCCAUACAAUGGUUAUCUGUUUUGGGUGACUACAAACGGACUUUAUAGGCUGGAUCUCGCCGACAUAAGCAACGGUAUCAAGCACGACGUUAAACCGGAACUCAUACUUGCUGAGAGCAAUCUGGGUGCCUUCACCAUAGAUCACACCAACUUCAGUCUUCUGGUAGCAGAUCAGAACAAUAAUACUGUGUAUUCAGUCUCAUUGGACGGGAAAGAAGUGUCCAAUAUGAGGCCUCAAAUAACAACGCCGCGUCUUCAGAAGGUCGUUUCCAUAGCUUCAGCCAACAAGAAAUUCUACUGGACGGACGGUGUUGAAGUGAUCUACGAGGAAGAUCAUCUCCUCUCCAACAGAAGCCUGUACUUUCACAACUCUUAUCCACUGCAACUCUCCAAGUCCUACACUAAAGUUUUAGUGAAUCUGUCCAGUUCUCAACCGGUUCCUGUUCCCGUGAAUCCACCCACUUCGGUGCAAGCAAUCUUCGGUCGGGACAUCGCCAAAACCACCUGGUUACCACCGCAUUUGCUGGGAGCGCAAGGAAAAGGCACCUGGCAAAAUUGGUCCUACGAGAUAUCCAUCAGAGAUCUGCGCACUCAGGAAAUCAGAAGAAUUCGCGACAUUAACUCGACAUCAUAUACCAUAAGGAAUCUGCGAGAAGAUACCGAGUACGUUAUUAAAUGUGCAGCGUAUACGGAUUUCGGGAAAGGACCCUGGUCCACGGAAUUCGUGGGGAGGACGCUGAGGAUCAAAGGCGGCGCUGGAAACCAUCCGGUGAUUCUUUGGUCCGCCGUGGAUGGACUGUUAAAAUCGGAUGCGAGCGGCGAAAAUGUCGAGACGGUCAUCCACAAAACUCUGAUGAGCGAUUACGAUGACAUCAAGGAUAUUGCUUGGUACAUGGAUCAGCUCUUUCUGGUGACAAACACAUCGCAGAUUGUUUGGUACAAUAUGACUUCGCACAAGCACGGAACCUUGGCCGACAUCGAUUCGGUGGGGAGCAUCUCCAUAGAUUGGAUCGGGAAGAAGCUGUACUGGUCCAGUCCCAAGCAGAAGCUGAUAAUCCGUGGUAAUUUGCUCGGAGGUCAUCAAGAGCCUUUACCUAUCGUCACUUCUGCCAAAGAACUGAACGUCGACUCUUUGAAAGCCUACAUGUAUUGGUCCACCGGACAUACCGUUGAGUGCGCUCACCUCAAUGGGGCAGAUCGAAUAAUCUAUCAUGAAUCGCAGUUAUUUUCUGGAAAUUUAGUUAUGGGUCUGACUUUGGAUAUGGAUCAUCAGGACGUUUAUUGGAUAGUGCGAGGUUCGGAUGGGUCGAAUCUCUACAGGGCUCCCAUGGCCGGAUCAAAGUUUAUAACAAAACCCACGUCGGAGAGGAUAUCUAGUCUUCAAAAACCCAGCAUGCGCGGUCCUCUGUGCUACUUCAACAACCGCCUCAUCUGGUUGCAAGAUGAUAAAAGCGCCGUCAUCAGCGACCUCAAAGGCAAAUAUGCUGCAAGCAUCAGCGCCGAGAGUUUAUCCGGACUUAACAUGAUCUACAUCAUGGAUAGUUCGCAACAAAUAACACCAAACGCUACCAAGUUUUCUUCUAUGAAGGGAAUCUCGGUGAUCCCGGAACAAAUCGAGAGGAGUUCCGUGCAGGUCUCCGGCAGCUGGGAUUACUUCAACAUCACCUGGAAACCCGUGCAAAGAGUGAAUUAUGGAAUCGUCUUUUAUGAGAUAAAAGUCGAUACACAAUUACGAAACGAUUCGAUUUUUUCAACGACUUAUCCAAGCAUCAAGUACAUGCACCGAGUGAAACCGUACAGUUUGAUGCACGUUUCUUUAAGAGCAUUGACUUAUUGGGGAGCCUCGACGUUAGUCAAAGUGAAGAUCCACUCUCCGCCUUCAACCCCUUCUGCACCGAAGAAUCCUCGAGCUUUCGUUGUCCACGAGCACAGCAGUGAAAGUAUAAAUGUUACACUGAGAUGGGAUUCGCCUGAAAAUCCGAACGGAGUACUCGAGGGUUACAAAAUAACCUGGUGGAGUCUCAGCAAGAAGACUGCAGAAUCUUUGAUCCUCGAAGCUGGAGACAAAGAAUACGUCUUCGACAACCUGCUCAACAGCGAGUUCUACUACUUCCAAAUACAAGCCUUUACGAAUAUCGGCGAUGGAGAAAUCUCCUCUACUUUGGAAGUCGACACCAGCGAAGAAUCUCCGAUUCCCACGCUCCUCAUAGCCACGAGCGACUCAAUCUUCAUCCAGGACAUAGACACCAAGUUGAAUUACAGCCUGCUGCAAGGCAUCAGCACUCCAAUGGUUAUCGGUUAUCUUCUUAAAGAGCGCAAGAUCUUCUGGAUCAACGACAUGCAGGAGCUUUUAAUGUUCAAUCUGGCUACGUUGAAUCGCAGCAAAAUCUUCGACAUCAACGGCAAACCCAUCGGAUUAACAAUCGAUUGGUUGGAGAGGAGUCUGUAUUACGUGCAGAAGGACGAGUCGAACACUUUCGUGUACAAGCUUGAUCUCAACCACAUGGAGAAGGGCGUCGUCAAGAGCAAGCAGAUCUUCCGCACGCCCAAAUCCAUCGUAAAACUGGAGAUUUCACCAUUUACAAGGAAGUUGUAUUGGAUCGAAGAGGACUCUGGUAUGUCUGUAUUGAUGCAGAUCAACAGCGACGGUUCCGAGAUGGCCCCGUUCUUCGGAAAUCCUUUGGAUGAAUGCGACUGUCCGAACCAUCCGCAAAUCGAACGCACCUUCACUUUGGACCAUUCCAGACCAGAUAAACCAUCUCUAAUAUUCAUUAAUAAAUAUGCGAAACGCGUCUUGGCUGCAGAUAGAGAUGGUUGCAAAUGCGAAGAAGUCUAUGCAGGUAUUGAGGAGCCCGUCGAGACGAUUCGCGGGGAUUUCGGUAGUUUGUACUGGAAGAACAGAGGACGCGGAGGUCUUUUGAAUUCGUGGCGUAACGAUGAGGUAAUGGUAGAACAAAUAGAUACGAACGACGUGAUGAUCUUCGGUUCGCACAUGCAGCCUUAUCCUAAGCAGGAUUGUCUGGUUCCGUUGUUGUCGAAGAACUUAACAGUUGGUUUGGUUAACAAGACUUCGCACACGCUGCGGCUGAAGAUGCCCGAAGUCGAGGUCAAAGCAGAAUGCGAAGAUUAUUCUUUGGCGGCGGUGGAGUUCAGGGUGUUUUACAUGCCCUACAACGAUGAGAAUGAUCUGAGGUGCGACGAGACGUGCACCCAGGAGCAGACCUUUGAGGAUUCUUUGGAGAUUGGAAAUUUGAGAUCGUAUUCGCGUUAUGUUUUUUCCGUUACCUUAAGCAAUUAUUAUUUGAGCAAUGCCAGUGAAUUUAUCGGACCCGGAGUCGUUUUCCAAACUGCUGCUGGAGCUCCAUCACCGCCGAGUGGCGUUCGGGUGACUGUCCUCAAUCCUACUCUUCUUCAGCUGAAUUGGCUUCCACCUCAAGAAAUAAACGGGGAUUUCGUAUACUACGUUAUCCAUUGGCAGUACGAUGGAUCGCAUAACGGAAUACGGCAGAAAGGAGAGCAAACGAUCAUGGAAAACGAUCUGCAAGGUUCGAAAUCGUACACGACUUUCUUGAGAAAUCUUACACCCAACGAGACGUAUUCUAUUUGGGUGCGGGCAUACAGCGAGAACAACGAGACGUCGAGCGAUAGCGACGUGGUGCAGGAGAAGACUUAUCCUGAACCGGAAAACAUCUCGCUCGUAUCUUCGACAUCUUCGCAAUUGGUUGUAAGGUGGAACGUCUCCUCGUACAUCGAUAAAUAUCAAAUGCAGUGUGCGUUGUCCACUUCCAAUGAGUGGUUCGAUGUUAGCCACGACGAAAACAGCGAUCUGGUAACGGUUGGUGGUCUGAAGGCAAAGACUCAGUACAAGUUUAGAUUGAAUCUGAAGUAUCGGAAUUACGCGAAGGAUUAUGUUUGGCCGAAAGAUGCACGCUUCAUCUUCGAUACUCUGGGUGAUAGACCGUCUGCUCCUGGAAUUCCAGUCAUUCAGCAAGUGAAGGAAGUUUACCAGGUGUGGUGGGAGGCGUCCAAAGAGAACGGUGCACCAAUCGAUUUGUACAUGCUUGAAGCGUUGAAGAUUCCCGGUUACAGGAGCAAAAGAAGCACCAAUAAAACGGCCUGGUUCACCUCCGAGGAUGUCCCCGAAUUCGACUGGGAACCCCUAUACAACGGCACAGAUACGUUCUGGAAGAUUGUCGGGUUAUCGGAAAGCUAUCGCUACGCCUUCCGUGUCUCCGCAUCAAAUCUUUACGGAUGGAGCGAGCUGAGCGAGGAGAGCACUCACUUUGAUCCGUUGGCUUCGGCGCAGCUGGCAAUCCGACAAGACUUCACUUACGUGAUAAUAGCGGUGUGCGCUUUCGUCGUCGUCAUGGUUUCUUGUUUGGUAAUUUGCACAAGGAUGUGUUGCGUUGGUAACAAGAAGGAUCAUCAGCAGCAGCAACAUCUGCAGAAUCAACAGCAACAUAUUGUAGCUCGAGUCAGGGGAUCGGACAUGGAACUGGCCACGCUGAGGGAGCUUCCGCGUUUCGGCAACUUUGUCCACAACACUAACGUUCUCUACAUCUCCACGCACACGGCGCCCGAAGAGGUGAACCUCUUGCCGCACAUCAGACGCGAGCAGAUCACGCUGAAAAAGUUUUUGGGUAAAGGCGCGUUCGGCGAGGUGUACGAGGGUAAGGCCAAGGGGCUUUUCGAUAACUGCAGCGAAACUAAAGUAGCCGUGAAGACGUUGCCCAAAGGCGCAUCGGAGCAAGUGAAAUCAGAAUUUCUGCAAGAGGCGCACUUGAUGAGUCACUUCAAGCACGAGCAUAUUCUUCAACUGCUGGGCGUCUGCCUCGACAACGAUCCUAAUUAUAUAAUCAUGGAGUUGAUGGAAGGCGGAGAUCUUCUCUCUUAUCUGCAUUCAUCCAGGAAAAUCGGCGGCCCGGUGGCUUCCUUGAACCUGAUGGAGUUGCUCAAAAUGUGCAUCGACGUAGCCAAGGGUUGCUGCUACCUGGAGGAGAUGCACUUCGUUCACAGAGAUCUUGCAUGUCGUAAUUGCCUGGUCUCAUCCAACGAUCCGGCGGAGAGGAUCGUCAAGGUUGGUGACUUCGGUUUGGCGCGGGACAUCUACAAGAACGACUACUACAGGAAGGAGGGCGAAGGACUGAUGCCCGUACGAUGGAUGGCGCCCGAAUCACUGGUGGACGGCGUCUUCACCUGCCAAUCGGACGUGUGGGCGUUCGGGGUUCUCCUCUGGGAGAUAAUGACUUUAGGGCAAAAACCGUAUCCGGCGAGAGGGAACGUGGAGGUUCUGCACUACGUUCGAGGUGGAGGUCGUUUGGGGAAGCCCACCGAUUGCCCGGAAACUUUGCAUUCAUUGAUGUUGAGCUGCUGGAGCUACGAUCCGGAGGGCAGACCCACGUUCAAGUUCUGUUUGGAUGAGCUGGAAAAGCUCUACGCACAGAACAUGAGCUCGCCGAUGACGGGCGCGCACAUCGGUCAAUACAUAAGCACAGUUCCUCAACAGUUUGAUGGUGUCUCGAAUGCGGCAUACUUUCAAGAUCAAAAUCAUAAUCAUUCAGGGACGUCGUGGAGGAGCAACGAUGAUGAGUCGCUGAAGGAGGCGGCGAUGACGACGCCGUUCCUGACCCCACCAUCCCCAUCGGCGGUGCAUUCUCAGCAGACGAACAUCCCCAAGUACCUAGAAUUGCUGUACGACGGCGAGGAUUCCGUCGAAGUCGAGAACGAUGGCUACGAAGUGCCCAGGAGGACUGUGGAGGACAGAACGGCGUGUGAUAACGAAGUGCUGGUUGUGAACAGAAACAAUGACUCGUCUAGUCUACUUAAAGACGUCGGCUACACAAACAUGAGUCCUGAUCCGCCGAUUCAGACGCGACUCGAUUCUUCGUAGUUCUUUCUUUGAAAUUUAUUUCAAUCUCUCGUAAGUUGCUCAUUAGUACCUGUGUUCAUUUAAACCCCCUUGAAUAUGUCCCUGAAACUGUUUAUUUGUUUUACACUUGUUUCUUUUCCUUAUAUUUUUUUUGUAUACCUAACUUUUAGACUUUUUUUUUUAAUAUUAAUUUUUCGUUCAUUUUAUAAGCCAAUCUAGUGUUACGUUUAGUCGUUUAGUAACUGAAGAGUAUUAAAAGAAUAACAAA